Messenger RNA from Plutella xylostella (diamondback moth), 1501 nucleotides. RefSeq lists its product as uncharacterized. NCBI's taxonomy places the organism in Eukaryota, Metazoa, Arthropoda, Insecta, Lepidoptera, Plutellidae. The record is from RefSeq and is a predicted model, not a curated record.
UGUACAAAUCACCUGAAAAAACUUUUUGACGUUUAUUCUUAUUUAUUUUUGAAAAUACGAAGUGUGAAAUAUUUUAACUUUGUUAAUUUAUUAACAGCUAAAUAUGUUACUAUUUAAGUGCGGGUUUUUGUUAAUACCUUUGACUAUAGUUAUAUCAGUGUGUUCUCAAGUAACCAAUUUACCCAAGUCAUUAGAUGCUGUCCUUGCUGUGUUGUACUCGGCAAGUGUUGCAAUAGCUGGCAAAAUCAUGUAUGACAGAUUCCAGCACAUUAAUAUUCUAGGUUCACUAACCACAAACCCGGGCGUGACUUGUUUCUCCAAUAAGAUUGCUUCCGUUUCCGCAUGCUCCAUGUUUCUGGGCUUCCUUGUUCACUUGUUUCUAUUUCUGUUCAAGGUUGAUAAAUUUUCUAUAGCAGCAAUCAAUAUUUUUGUAUGUGCAUUUGGGACACUGUAUAUGUGGAUGCAGGGUAUAGUAACUCUGUACGCUACAACUCUGUUCUACGAUAAAAACUUGACAGCACUCAGACAAUGCUUGUCCAACGUGAGUUGCCUGGUGCUGGUCACCAUGGCUACAUUUGGGACCAUCGCCUCUAUCCUGCCUACAAAUCCUAAUGGUGCAACAGUAGCCUACAUUUGCCUGAUAAUAGCAUCCCUGUGCAGUUACAGUGUAGCAAUCAUGUUCUCUAUCUUCAUACUCUCAUAUGAAAAGGAUUACAAAUACUUUGCAGAGGGUCUCCCUUCAGACCUGCUUCUGGACGACGGCUGCGAGUAUAAUGACGCGAUAGUCUGCGAAGCUGACGGGCUGUUCCGAGCGCAAGAGAUACGCAGCCACCGCCUGCUCAUACAGGAGUUAUGAAGACGUUAAGUGCCUAAUACAAGAACCUCAAUGUGCUACGUAUUGGAAUGAAAUUCCUUGUUGUUCCAAUGUUAAUAUAAGUGUUAAAGAAGACGGGCUAGACCUGCCCACAGGUGUAGAGAAACGCAACCAACUCUACUUCAGGCGGUGCGAUGUUUUGCGCAGUUCUUAGAGAACAUUGUAAUACCUCAAAGGCAACUGUAGUAUUUUACCUAAUUUAAUUACCUAUAAUUGUGAUUAAUAAGUAUUCCUAAUAACGUAUUUUUGGUGCAUAUUGAAUUAUUAUGUAAAUUACUGUCAGGGAUUUAGUUUGUGGUUGUGAAUAAUUAUGGUACUUACUUUCUUGUAGUGGUCUAAGUAAAUCUAAUUUACUGUUUGCAUACUUUUAGUCAUGUAGUUCAUAGUAAUUUUGAAAGAAUAAUAUGUUUAGCUUAUACAGUCGAAUACUGACUAUGUACUAAAUAUGUAUCUAUCUACCUAUGUUAUUAAUUCCAUGUAGUCACACAGAAACUAAAUUCCAAUAUAUACGUCUAUUGUAUACUCAAUUAUAAUUAUCUAGUAUCUUCCUACAUUACCUACAUGCCUAUGUUAUAUUACCUACCUAUACCAAAAAGUCAAAAUAUAUUUCAAUACUUAUACUUGUAA